Molecule: messenger RNA, 1428 nt
Organism: Suillus subaureus
Lineage: Eukaryota; Fungi; Basidiomycota; Agaricomycetes; Boletales; Suillaceae
Exons: 15
Coding region: 140-1000 (286 amino acids)
Source: RefSeq, a predicted model, not a curated record
AAGCAAGGACAAGUACAAUGAACACACCCGAGUUUCCGAAUCAAACUUUGUGUUGCCAAGAGUUACCUAAUUUCGUAACUUAUAAGAGUUCAGAAGGAGGCGGUAAACCCGUCAAUUGUCACCUCUUGAACCACCAGGAAUGCAGACGGACUAUUCAGCUGACGAUAUCGCAGCGGCGACGAGUUUGCAGUUCUUCACGUUCAUUUACGUUUCGAUAACUACAUUCUGGACUUAUGAUUAUGUUUGUUCGCUUCACGAAGAGUGGAGAUUCCUGCUUGACUCCCACUGGACCAAGGUGAAAGGCCUUUAUAUCGUUACGCGAUAUCUCCCCUUUCUCCUCCUCGCCACAAAUAUGUAUUUGAGUUUUAUCCCGAAUGAAACCCCAAGUAAAUGUCGGGUAUUGGACAAUAUUUGUUCAGGUUUCGGCAUACUGUCAGCAGUUUGCUCCGAGGGCUUUUUCGUCCUCAGAACAUGCGCGCUCUGGAACAACAAUAGAAUUUUGCUCGCAGCCGUGCUGGUUUCCGUUCUCACUUGCGUCGGAGUAUCUAUUGGUAUUACCUUCACCACUACUGCUCCCGCAACAUAUGCAAUCAGUGCAAUUCCGGGCAUUACAGGGUGCUACCAGAGCUCGACUAGUCUCCGGAUCUUCAUACCGUUUCUUCUCCUUUCUGCAUUUGAACUUGGGCUCAUGACCCUAACGCUCAUACGCGCCAUACAGCACUGGCGGACAACCCCAAGCCGUCUGUACGUUGUCCUGGUGAAACAUAAUAUAUUCUAUUAUACAUGUGGUUUUUUGUUCUCAGUAGCGAACAUAUUCACAUCACUGCUCCUUCAUUACUCCUACCACGCCAUAUUGCACGAUUUCCAGUUCAUGAUCCUUGCGAUUCUCGCCACGCGCAUGCACCGCCAUCUCUGGCAGAUGAAGCGACAGACACACGGUUCUGACGCCCUCAUGCAAGUUCCUAUGUCCGAUAUGUCACCUGCUGAGUGUACGGCGUGACACCUUACUUGGUGGCUUACUCGCGUCGUUCGUCGAGCGAGGUGUGUAUUGUACGACAUUACUGGUAGGUUUGGUAGAGUUCGCCAGUUGCUUAAUUUGUGGGACUACUUUUUGGGUAGUGAAAAGCGUUGGGUUAUAUUUAACCAUGGCGGAUAAUAAAACAAGUAACGCCCCACUGACAGACAGGGUACAAGUGGCUAGGUCAAGAUAUGGUGACCAACGUAGAAAGUCGGAAAGUAUCACGCUAAGAAGGGGUAUUAACACCCAAUAAGAAGAGGACGUCUUUGCCAUGAUCUCCUUCAUCUUGUACCCUUUUAAGGCAGCAUGGAAUUUGACAUACCCAUCGAAAAAACUGACAUAGGCAUCAUAGGCCUCGGUACGAUCCGGUUAGGGUCUUUGAUGGUCUGGAAAUAUUGAUAAUGUCAGGC